This is a messenger RNA of Solanum tuberosum (potato), 2005 nucleotides long. RefSeq names its product probable polyamine transporter At3g13620. Gene Ontology annotation, biological process: transmembrane transport. NCBI's taxonomy places the organism in Eukaryota, Viridiplantae, Streptophyta, Magnoliopsida, Solanales, Solanaceae. Gene Ontology annotation, molecular function: transmembrane transporter activity. The coding region runs from base 431 to 1852 and encodes 473 amino acids. The transcript has a single exon. Gene Ontology annotation, cellular component: membrane. The record is from RefSeq and is a predicted model, not a curated record.
GUAAAAUCAAUUAAAAUGCGGUAUCAUACAUAAACAUGUCAUUUAAUUUGACCUCAGCUGAAAACUAUGCCCUCUAACUUUGAGUCUACGUAACUUGUAUAAAGUUGAACAAAUAGAUACAUAUGUCCUACUUGACAUCCUAAAUGACAAUUCACGUUCUACAUGACCUAUGUGUACUAUGUCACAUAGAACACAUGUGUUUACUUGUGCACACAUAAAACUAAGAAACAUAAAUAUCUAUUGACACCAUAUUCAAAAACAUAUUUAUAUAUUAUACCUUAAAAUACACACAAAUCGACUCGAACACCAUCCAUCCCACCAUCCAUACUAUUUAAAAUUGUCCCACUCUUGGUACUUCUAUAUUACUAGUCCAUCUUCUAAGAAACUUGUAAAGUCAACUAUUUCACCACUCCAAAACCAAAAAGAGAAAAUGACACAAAAUCUUGAUUCACCUUCCUCCACCAUAGAACCACCACAACACCUCCCAACAACCACCAACCCCACCACCCCAAAAAAAAACCACAAACUUACCCUUAUCCCAUUAAUCUUCCUCAUAUACUUUGAAGUAGCUGGUGGUCCAUAUGGUGAAGAACCAGCUGUUAAAGCAGCUGGUCCUUUACUAGCAAUUCUUGGAUUUCUAAUUUUCCCCUUUAUUUGGAGUGUACCAGAAGCCCUAAUUACAGCUGAACUUUCAACAACUUUCCCAGGUAAUGGGGGUUUUGUUAUUUGGGCUGAUAAAGCUUUUGGACCCUUUUGGGGUUCUUUAAUGGGUUCUUGGAAAUUCCUUACUGGUGUCAUAAAUAUUGCAUCUUUCCCUGUUUUAUGUAUUAGUUAUUUAGAAGAAAUUUUCCCAAUUCUUGAUUCUGGGGUUCCAAGAAAAUUAGCAAUUCUUGGUUCAACUUUGUUUUUAUCACUUGUUAACUAUACUGGAUUAACAAUUGUUGGGUAUGUAGCUGUUGCACUUGGGGUUAUUUCACUUGCCCCUUUUAUCAUAAUGUCAUUAAUUGCUAUACCAAAGAUUCAUCCUCAUAGAUGGUUGAGUUUAGGUCAAAAGGGGGUUAAAAAAGAUUGGAACUUGUUCUUUAAUACACUCUUUUGGAACUUGAAUUUUUGGGAUAAUGUUAGUACUAUGGCUGGUGAAGUUGAAAAUCCAAGAAAGACAUUUCCUUUAGCACUUUUUUCUAGUGUAGUGUUCACUUGUUUAGGGUAUAUUAUACCACUUAUGGCUGUAACGGGGGCGGUAGACUUGGACCAACGCGAUUGGGACACAGGGUUUAUGGCUAACGCCGCGGAGAUCAUAUCAGGGAGGUGGUUGAAGUUUUGGAUUGAGAUUGGUGCUGUGUUGUCUACCAUUGGAUUGUUUGAAGCUCAAUUGAGUAGUUCAGCAUUUCAAAUUUUGGGUAUGGCUGAAAUUGCAUUUUUACCUAAGUUUUUUGGGCUAAGGUCUAAAUGGUUUAAUACACCUUGGGUUGGGAUUGUGUUGUCAACAACUAUAUCACUUGGGAUGAGUUAUAUGAAUUUUCAAGAUAUUAUUUCUAGUGCAAAUUUCUUGUAUAGUUUAGGUAUGCUUUUGGAAUUUGCAUCAUUUCUUUGGUUGAGGAGGAAGUUUCCAUUGAUUAAAAGGCCUUAUAGGGUGCCAAUGAGAUUACCACUUUUGGUGAUUAUGUGUUUGGUUCCAUGUGGUUUUUUGGUAUUCAUCAUGACUAUAGCAACAAAGCUUGUGUAUUUGAUUAGUGGAUUGAUGACUAUUGGAGGGAUUGGAUGGUACUUUUUGAUGCAGUAUUGUAAGUCAAAGAAGUUGUUAAAGUUCAAUGAUAAGGUAGAUGAUACUUAUGAGGAAUAUGUGGAGUAAAUGUAAUCAAUAGGGAGGUAGUUGGUGUGUAUGAUUUUUCUUCUUUUUUUAUUUUUUGUAUUUUCAUAGAUAUGAUAUGACCUCAUAUAUUGGCAAGAUGUUGCUUUCUUUUGAAAAAGAAUUGAAUGCAAAAAUGUCCUUUCUUUUGUCCUA